Molecule: messenger RNA, 3660 nt
Organism: Verticillium nonalfalfae
Lineage: Eukaryota; Fungi; Ascomycota; Sordariomycetes; Glomerellales; Plectosphaerellaceae
Gene: PRP5
Product: pre-mRNA processing RNA-helicase
Exons: 2
Coding region: 1-3660 (1219 amino acids)
Molecular function (GO): ATP binding; RNA helicase activity; nucleic acid binding
Source: RefSeq, a predicted model, not a curated record
AUGGCUCGGACCAGGGACUCGCGCUCACCAUCGCCUGCAGGAAGCCAUCACAGCUCGAGACGUCGCAAAGAGGAUGAUCGACGCGAAAGCCACCGCCGCGAUGACGGGCGCGACUACCGCCGUCGCGACCGCACCCGGAGCCCUGCCGACGUGAGAACACACCGCGGCCACCGCGAUGAGGACUUUUCUGACAGGACCCACGAGCAGCGCCGAUACCGCGACCGCGACAGUGACCGCCGCCCACGCGACGACCGCGAUGCCUACCGCCGCAGAGACCGCUCCGUAGAUCGAGACGACGGCCGACGUCGACAGCGGCGGUCGCGCGAGAGGUACCCCGACCGCGAGCGCGAGCGCGAUCGCUCCGCCGACAGACGAAGAUACAGGGAUGGCGACAGGGACAGGGACUAUCGCCCACGCCGCGACGACUCGCGGGACCGCAACCGCGGGCGUCGGGAGGGUACCGUCGAGUCGCAGCCUCGCAACAGACGUGACGGCAGCCGCCCACGAGGUGCCGCUGGCCCUUCCUCUGCCGGUGCAGCCGGCCGUGAGACUGCGAAGCCCAAGCCUGUCGCUGCUGCGCCCGCGCAGUCGGAAGCCGACAAGAAGGCCGAGCGCCUGGCGCGCCUCGAGGCGUGGAAGAAGAGCAGAGAGACCAAGAAGGAGACUGAGGUUAAUCCGAGUCAGACUAGGAACCUCCUCGCCGAGAUGGACCAAAAGUCGGUCGCCUCUCCAACCGUUGCGUCCCCCGCCGUCGCGUCGCCCUCGGCGGCCUCGCCCACGUCGCAAACCAUGUCCGGGCCGGCGUCGCCUGCCCCCUAUGCUGGCAAGUUUGAUCCAAAAGCCAUCGCCAAGAAGUCAGCGGCGUCGUCUCACAAACACGGUACUGCUAACGGCGUCCUGGGCGCCUUUGACGCCCAAGUCAGCAAGACGGCAGCUCCAGUGAAGCAGGACUCCAAAGCAUUCGCACUCCCGGCAAACCGCGGUAAUAUUAGCACGUUCGGGUUUAGCAAAUCCAGCAAUGAGAAACCCCAGGCCAAGCGAAAGCUCGUCCUCGAUGAGGAAGAUGACACCAAGAGAAAGCUGACCAAACUGCCUGCUCUCCCGCUCGAAGCCGACGAUACCCCCUACGCUGACCAAGACGAGGGUGACGAUGGCGAUUCGGACGGCGACAUCUUCGCCGAGAACGAGGAAGAGGCCGCAGCAGCGGCCAGAGCGGCGCACGAGAGGCGUGAGCGAGAGAUGAAGGUCGAUACAGACGAGGCACCAGAAACGAACGGCACCACGGAGGAAAAAGCUGACGGCGAUGAGAUGGAAGUUGACGCUACCGGCACUGAGCCUUCCGCACCAGUCGUUGAGGAGGUGCAGCCGGAGCCGGUGCGUGAGGAGCCUCAAGAAGUCAUGAAGGUUGACGAAGAAGAAGAAGAAGACGAUGACGCCGAUCCGCUCGACGCUUUCAUGGCAGACCUGCAAGAGACAGGAUCGAGGCCGGCGCCCAGGGCAAAGACCAAGACCGCUCCUGAACCAGAAGCUUACUACAGCGAUGACGACUUUGCGUACAGGGACGAGGAUCCCAACGCGAAGAACCCUCUGGCCGUCAAGCGCAGGAAGAAGGAGAUCCCUAUCGUCGACUACAGCAAGAUUGAGUUUGAGCCGGUUCGCAAGAACUUCUGGACUGAACCCGCAGAACUGAGCGCCCUCACAGAAGCGGAGACUAACGAUCUGCGCCUCGAGCUAGACGGUAUCAAGGUGUCUGGAAACGACGUUCCCAAGCCUGUCCAGAAAUGGGCGCAAUGCGGCUUGACACGGCAGACUCUGGACAUCUUGGCCGAUCUGGGCUAUGAACGACCCACGUCUAUCCAGAUGCAGGCCUUGCCAUGUCUCAUGUCGGGACGGGACGUCAUUGGCGUCGCGAAGACGGGUUCCGGAAAGACCAUGGCUUUCCUGCUCCCCAUGUUCCGGCACAUCAAGGAUCAGAAGCCCAUCAGGGGUGACGAUGGUCCCAUCGGGCUCAUCAUGACGCCGACGCGCGAGUUGGCAGUGCAAAUCCACCGCGACUGCAAACCGUUCCUCAAACCCAUGGGCAUGCGUGCCGUUUGCGCCUACGGCGGCGCGCCCAUCAAGGACCAAAUUGCUGACCUCAAGCGCGGUGCGGAAAUUGUCGUCUGCACGCCGGGACGCAUGAUCGACCUGCUUGGUGCGAACCAGGGGCGAGUGACCAAUUUGCGCCGUGUGUCCUAUGUCGUCCUCGACGAAGCGGAUCGAAUGUUUGACAUGGGUUUCGAACCUCAGGUCAUGAAGAUUUUUGCCAACAUGCGCCCCGAUCGCCAGACCAUCUUGUUCUCCGCGACAAUGCCAAGGAUCAUCGAUUCUCUGACCAAAAAGGUCCUCAAGUCGCCGGUGGAGGUCACGGUUGGCGGUCGCAGUGUCGUUGCCCCUGAGAUUACGCAAAAGGUCGAAGUGCUCGAUGAGGGCGACAAGUUCUUCCAUCUGCUUGGUCUUCUCGGCGAACUUUACGAGGAAGACGAGGACGCUAGGAGUCUCAUCUUUGUUGAACGCCAAGAAAAGGCAGAUGACCUGCUCAAGGAGCUCAUGACCAAGGGCUACCCGUGCAUGUCUAUCCACGGCGGCAAGGACCAAGUGGACCGAGACUCGACCAUUUCCGACUUCAAGAAGGGCAUUGUCCCCAUUCUCAUCGCGACGUCUGUCGCCGCAAGAGGUCUGGACGUGAAGCAGCUGAAGCUGGUCGUCAACUACGAUGCCCCCAAUCAUCUCGAGGACUAUGUCCACCGUGCUGGGCGUACCGGUCGCGCAGGGAACAAGGGAACGGCAGUCACAUACAUCACCAGUGAGCAGGAGAACUGCGCCCCCGGCAUCGCCAAGGCCCUCGAGCAGAGCGGCCAGCCGGUGCCAGAACGGCUCAACGAGAUGCGCAAGGCCCACCGCGACAAGGUCAAGGCUGGCAAGGCCAAAGACACUUCCGGCUUUGGCGGCAAGGGCCUCGACCGACUCGACGCGGAGCGUGAGGCGGCGCGGUUGCGCGAGCGCAAGACGCACAAGGCCGAGGGCGACGACGACGACGAAAAGGAGGAAAAGCCGGCGGUCAAGGAGAAGGAAGAGGAGAAGCCGGCCGUGUCGAUGAUCCAGGCGGCCACGUCUGCCAUCAUGGCGCGAAGCACGGCGAAGCCCGACGGCGACGCCAAGGACAAGGAGUCGGCGCAGGCCACGGGCCCCGGCGGCAAGCCCCUCGACAAGGUCAGCGCGGCCAUCAGCGCCAUCAACCAGCGCCUCGGCAAGGCGGGCCAGCUGCGCUCCGGCCAGCCCAUCGACAACAAGGGCCCCGACGCCGGCGCGUACCACGCCACGCUCGAGAUCAACGAUUUCCCGCAAAAGGCGAGGUGGGCCGUCACGAACAGGACCAACGUCGCCAAGAUUCUCGAGGCAACGGGCGUGUCCAUCACGACCAAGGGCACCUUUUACCCGGCAGGUAAGGACGUGCCGGCGGGCGCCGACCCGAAGCUGUACAUUCUCGUCGAGGGCGACACGGAAGUCGUAGUCGGUGCGGCCAUGACCGAGCUUACCAGACUGCUCAGCGAGGGCGCGGUGGCGGCGGAUACUGCGGACCGUCGUGCACCAGCGUCGGGACGCUACAACGUUGUGUAA